This is a messenger RNA of Paramecium sonneborni, 2540 nucleotides long. Lineage: Eukaryota; Ciliophora; Oligohymenophorea; Peniculida; Parameciidae. The record is from the annotation of a GenBank genome assembly.
AAUAUGGGCUGUAUUGGAAGCUCUUCAAGAAACUUAUAAUAGCCAACGUUCUCUGCUAUUCUGACUGAGAUUUUUGAACUUGUACCAAGAGAAGAAACUCUAAAAGAAUUCAACAAGAAAUCUGAAAUAAUGAAAUACUUUAAUGAGUUUGACUGGGCAAAGAUAUAAGCUUAAUUUAAGUUAGAAGUAAAAACGUUGAUAGAUCACAUAGAAUCAUAUAAAAUUAGACUUAUUGAUUCUGCAUUAUAUGUAGAAAGUAAAAUAGUAAUAAUAAAAACAAUUAAUUAGAAACUGUCUUAAAAUCCUAUUAUAAUAAAAAUGUGCAUGCAUAUAUUAUAAGAGCUCAUACUUAAUUUAGAUAAGUUUAUAUAAUUGAAAGAGAUUACUGUUUAAAAUUAAUUUCUUGAAGAAUCAAAAAUUGAAAUUAGUUAGAGGUCUAUUCAAAUAGAACACUUGCAAACCUUAACUUAAGUAUCAGAUAACUUUUUAAAAUUUGAAUUAGCUUUCUCUAAUAUAAUUUCUUAGCUGAUUAAUGAUAAAAUGACUUAUGCAAUGUAAGAAUAAUAUAAUUUCUUAAAGGGUUUGGUGGAAUUAAUUUUUAGAAACUUUGGAAUCCUUUUCAAAUAAAAAAGCAAAUAAGUAAUUCCAAAGUGAGAAUAUCUAAUGCAUUUUAACAUUCUUAGAAUUUAUCAUAGGAACUAAAUUAGGAUAUUAAGAUCAUUUGUAAAAAUUAUAGUUAUCUUAGUGAAUGGGUUACUAAAUCAAAUGAAGAAUCAUCAACAGUCUAAGAAUUAUUAGAUGUGAUAACAGAUCCAUUUUUUGUUAUGUCUGUUUAUAGGAAUGCUUUUUUAAGAAUUCCGCAAGAAAGAUUAUUUGUGACUAAAAGUUAAAAAGCAUUAUUUAAUAUAUUGCUUAAAGAUCAUAAAAAAUUUACUUCUUAACCUAUUUGGCAUAAAUUAACAGAAACAUUUUUAGAAAGAGCUUUAAAUUAAUAAUUAUAUGAAGAAUUAUUUUAAAUGUUAUUCAAUAAUUUUGAUGAAGAUUAUUGGAAAAACCAUUAAGAUAUUUUUGAAAUUACUUAUAUUGUUUUAGAAGUAGCUAAGGAGAUCCAUUAAUUAUCAAAUACUGAACUUUUUAUAUUUACUAAAUUAAUUGAUUACUUAGAUACUCCUAAUGAUAAAAAUGCAUUUGAAAGUCCUAGUGGUCCAACUUUGUUAAAGAAAACUUCAGAAUAUAAAAAUUUUCAUGUGACUUCAAAUGUGAAAAACUCAGUCAUUAAAUUAUUAAUUAGUUUAUUUAAUUCUAUUGAGACAAAUCAGUUUAUUUUAUUUCAAUUAAAUUAAACUAUUAAAGCUGUUCUUAAUAAUUUCAGGUCUAAUCCAGAAGAAGAAACUUUUAAUGAUACUAAACUUUGUUUAAUUGCAUUACUUAAAUAAAUAUCAUCAGAUACAAAUAGUGUUUAGUCAUUUAUAUAAUAAACACUGACUUUCUCAUAUAAUUACAAUUUAAAUUUAAUAAAUAAUACAGCCAUUAAUAUAGAUAUUUUAACUAAUUUGUUAAUCAUUUUACAUGAAUGUAUAUUGAAACUUGAAACCUUUAAUUCAACAAUCAUUAUUACAGAAGAAAUGAUAGUUAUGUUAAUUGAAAUAGCUGAAAUUAAUCAUUCAAUUUCAUUAAAAUGUGCAUAAAUUUUAACAUCUUUAUUUCUGUAAGCAGGUAAAAUAAAUUCAAAUGAAAAUAAUGAAGUUAAUUCAUAUCUUGUACCUAAUUCAAAUAUUAUUGGAUUAAGUGCAUUUUUUUUAUCAAAUUCUGUAUUGAUUAGUUACAAUGAAUCUGAAAAUGCAUUAAUAAAUUAAUUUUUUGAUUUUAUCCCUGGAAGAUUAACUAAUUAACAAAUAAUUUCAAUAAUUGCUAAUCUAAUUGAUGAUUCAUCAAUAAAAUAAGGAAAUAACAAAUUAGCAAAGUCUAAUAGAAAAGUGAAUUUUGAUAAUUUUAAAGAUAAAGAAUUAAGAUUAUGUAUGAUAAUUAAACUUAUUUCAUUUAUGGAUGACGAAAUCUCUAAAGAUUUAAACGAACUUUUAUACUCUUUUCUUGGAGCAUAGUUUCAAAAUUACAAAAAAAAAGGAUUUGGAGCUUAGUAAAUAUAAAUUUCAUUAAAAGUUAGGAUUUAUCAAAUUUAUUAUCAAAAAACAAUAUUAACACAGAGAUUCAAGAAAUAUUGUCAAAAUGUAUUUCAAGAACUCCUAUAGAUUUUGAGAAAAUUAAGAAAUAAUUUAAAGAUAAUCUAUCUAAUUAGAAUAAUUAAAAUGGAAUUAUCAACUUAGAUGAUAUUUAGGUUAAAGAAGAUAUAGAAGUAAAAAUAAUAUUAAUUAAAUAAGAGAGGAUCAAUUUUAAAUCAAUCUUUUUAAGCUCCCAGUCAUAUAGAAGUUUAACUGGAUGAAAGUUUUGAAUAACAAUUAUAAACAAUUAAAAAAUAAAAGAUGAAGUAAGAAAAAUUGGAACAUUUAACAACUGAGCAAAGAGAAAUGAUGGAAUAUUGA